Messenger RNA from Colletotrichum karsti, 2286 nucleotides. RefSeq names its product GMC oxidoreductase. Gene Ontology annotation, molecular function: FAD binding; long-chain-alcohol oxidase activity. Bases 1 to 2286 code for a protein of 761 amino acids. The record is from RefSeq and is a predicted model, not a curated record. NCBI's taxonomy places the organism in Eukaryota, Fungi, Ascomycota, Sordariomycetes, Glomerellales, Glomerellaceae. The transcript has 5 exons.
AUGGGCUUGCCGGAACAGGUCGAGAAGCUGGAGCUUCCGGCGAUGCCGGCUUCUGACUUUUGGACUGAGACUCAAUGGACCGUCCUCUUCUCCUUGCUCGAGGCCGUGUUGCCGUCCAUUUCGCGGCCCGCCACCUCCUCAGACGACACGAACCACGUCCGAGUGUCCGAGGCCGAAUAUGCCCAGGCCCUCCAGCUCAUCCAGAACACCAUGAAGAACCCCCCGUCAGAGGAAAAGUUUCAGGAGUAUCUGGCACACUGUCCCUCAAAGGAACCCAAGUUCGUCGAGAGCGUCAAGAGAACCCUGGCUGCGCUGCCUGGUGCCGCCCAGCGCACCCUGGGUGGUGCCAUGGGCACGUUGGCAACUCGUACUGGUACCCUGUUCCUCACGGGCUACUGGACCCCGGUUCACUUGCAACCGGUCUCCGUUCGUGAGAAGAUGCUCCAGGGGUGGCAGACGUCCCGAGUCCCGACCAUCCGCGUGUUGUCAAAGUCACUAAGUCUACUGGCCCAGAAGUGCGCUGUGCAGACCAGUCCCUUGUUCAGGGAAUUGACCGACUACACCGAUAUGCCGGACUUCCAGACGCACGGGGAGGGCUUCGACUUCAAGUUCAUGCAGUUCGAGUCAUCCGGAUCACCCGCCGUCGUUGAGACCGACGUCGUUAUCGUAGGAUCUGGCUGUGGUGGCGCCGUCGCUGCCAAGGUCCUGGCCGAGGCGGGCCACAAGGUCCUUGUCGUCGACAAGUCGUACUACUUUCCCCCGUCUCAGCUGCCCAUGAGUCAAGACGCAGGAUGCCAGUAUCUUUACGAGAACGGCGGUUUCAUCACCAGCGACGACAACUGCCUCAACAUGGUCGCCGGAAGCUGCUGGGGCGGCGGCGGAACCGUCAACUGGAGUGUGAGUCUCCAGACCCAGGGCUUCGUGAGGAAGGAGUGGUCAGAGCAACGCGGCCUGCCCUUUUUCACGUCGCCUCAGUUCCAGAACUCGCUCGACAAGGUGUGCGACUUUAUGGGUGUGAGCGCCGACAAGGUCCGUCACAACCACCGCAACAAGGUCCUCCUCGACGGGUCCCGGAAGCUCGGCUGGCACGCCGCCACGGCCCCGCAGAACACGGGCGGAACGGAGCACUACUGUGGUCAGUGCCAUCUCGGUUGUGGAUCGACGGAGAAGCAGGGCCCCACCGUCAGCUGGUUGCCGGCCGCCGCGGGCUCGGGUGCCAAGUUCAUCGAGGGAUUCGAGGUUGAGAAGGUCACCUUUGACGAGUCCACGGGCUCGAAGCGCGCCACAGGUGUCGUUGGCAAGUGGGUUUCCAGAGAUGCCAACGGUAAAGUGAGCACGCCAGUGGAGGAGAGAACUACGAGGCAGGUGGUCGUCAAGGCUAAGAAGGUCAUCGUGUCUUCCGGCUCCGUGUCCACUCCUCUGGUGCUGCUGAGGAGUGGCUUGACUAACCGACACAUUGGAAACAAUCUUUAUGUCCAUCCCUGCAACUUCGUCGGAGGCUACUGGAAGGAGGAUGCGAAGCCAUGGGAGGGUGGCAUCAUCACCAGCUACUGCACAACGUUUGAAGACCUCGACAAGGCAGGCCACGGCGUGAAGCUCGAACCAACCUGCAUGAUUCCCUACGCCAUUCUCACCGGAAUGCCCUGGCAAAACGGCCUCGCCGCGAAGCUCGCACAGCUCCGCUUCCGCCACUUCGGCGCCUUCAUCUCCCUCACCCGCGACCGCGACACCGGCCGCGUCUACCCGGACCCCAUCACGGGCCGGCCGCGCGUCGACUACGUCGUCUCCGACUUUGACCGCGCCAACACCCUCGAGGGCGUCAUCGCGCUCGCCAAGAUCUGCUACGUCGAGGGGGCCUCCGAGAUCCACGCCUCCCUGCCCGGCCUCAAGCCCUUCGUCAAGGAGGACCACGCCGAGCCGCCCGAGAAGUCGAUGGCCGACCUGUCAUCCUCGCAGCACGAGAACGGCCUGGAUCACGACGGCACGCUCGACGGCGUCAACGACCCCGCGUUCAACGCCUGGCUGGCGGAGGUCAGGAAGGUCGGCAACGCGCCGCCCGUCGCCAUCUUCUCGUCCGCGCACCAGAUGGGUACGUGCCGCAUGGCGCCCAACGAGGACGAGGGCGUCGUCGGGCCCAAGGGCCACGUCUGGGGCACGGAGAACCUGUUCGUGGCGGACGCGAGCGUGUUCCCGAGCGCCAGCGGCGUGAACCCCAUGAUUACCAACAUGGCCAUCGCGGACUGGAUCGCGGGGGCGGUCUCGAAGGAGAUGAAGACUGAGGCCUGA